GGGGAGCGGCGGGGCCGCGGCUGGCUGCAGCGGCGGGCGCGGAGCCCAGAGCGGGCGCGGCGGAGCAUCUUCGGGCACCGCGGCCCCGCUGCGGGGCGCCUCCUCCACAGCCCCCCGGCUUCCUAUGGGCGGUGCCGGCGCCCCGGCCCCCGCACGCCCGUCCCGCUCGGCGUUAGCAUGGGCACGGUGCUUUCCCUCUCCCCCGCCGCCUCCUCGGGCAAGGGCGGCGGCGGCGGCGGCGGGGGGCUGCUGGCCGAUAAGGCGCCGGGAAGGGUUCCGGGCAAGGGCGAGAGCCGGCUGAAGCGCCCCAGCGUGCUCAUCUCGGCGCUCACCUGGAAGCGGCUGGUGGCCGCCUCGGCCAAGAAGAAGAAGAGCACCAAGAAGGUGACGCCGAACCCCGGCGACGGGGCCCCGGGGGGGCCCCCGGACCAGCCCGACCCGCUGGUGGUGCAGCGCAACCGCGAGAACUUGCGCAAGUCGGUGGUGGUGCCGGCCGACGGGGCCAAGCAGGGCCCGCUGGCCGUGCCGGUGCCCACCGUGCCCUCGGCGCCGCAGGAGCUGCACCCGGGCUCCGGGGGGGGCAAGCCGCCGCCGCCGCCCGGCAGCCGCGGCCCGGGGUCCCCGCGCCGCGUGGUGGUGCAGGCGUCCACCGGCGAGCUGCUGCGCUGCUUGGGGGACUUCGUGUGCCGCCGCUGCUACCGGCUGAAGGAGCUGAGCCCCGGCGAGCUCAUCUCCUGGUUCCGCGGCGUGGACCGCUCGCUGCUGCUGCAGGGCUGGCAGGACCAGGGCUUCAUCACUCCGGCCAACCUGGUGUUCGUCUACCUGCUGUGCCGGGAAGCGCUGCGGGGAGAAGAUAUCGGGAGCCAGGCCGAGCUGCAGGCUGCCUUCCUCACCUGCCUCUAUCUCGCCUACUCCUACAUGGGCAACGAGAUCUCCUACCCGCUCAAGCCCUUCCUGGUGGAGGGCGACAAGGGGCGCUUCUGGGAGCGCUGCCUGGGCAUCAUCCAGCGCCUCAGCGCCAAGAUGCUGAGAAUCAACGCGGACCCGCACUACUUCACGCAACUCUUCCAGGACCUCAAGAGCGAGGGCGAGGGCGGAGACGGGUCCAAGCACUGGACGAUCAGCCUGGACCGUUAGGGAGGUACCGGGCCCCCGGCGCCGGGGGCGGAAGGGGCCGCGCACCGAGGGGCGGGGGAGGCGAAGGACUGCCGGAUCCCCCCCCCCCCCCCUCUCAAUCCCCCGCAUCCUCCUCGCCUCCCCCCUCCCCGGCCGCCAGCUCCACGGAGACGCUGCUUGGACCCUCCCUGCUCCGGAUCCGGCCGGUUUCCCCCGCCCCCCCUUCCGACCCCCCCCCCCAGCCGGGGGCUGCGUUCCGGGACACCGAGACGGCGGAGAAGACCUGGGAGGGGGGUUGGCGGGGUGGGGGGGCUGUCCCUGCCGCCUGCACGAUGGGGAAGGGGAGAGGCUGCCGAGUAGCGGAGGCUCCUGGAUGCGUUUUCCUUAGAGAAAAAAAAAAAAAAAAAAAAAAGGAGGGGAGGCGGGGGGGAAAUGGAGCUGGGUGUCCGGGGCAGGAAGUGGGGGGGGGGGUGUCUCCUGGGUGCUGCGGGGGUCCCGGACAGACGGUGCAUGUGAAGGAGCCCCCCCCGCCCCGGGCAGGGCUGGCCCCCCCCGCCCCCGCCGCCGGCCUGGAGCUGUCCGUGGUGCUGGAGCCGCCGCGGCUGAGCAGACAAAGGCGGGGGGGGGGGGGGGGGGGGCCCUGCGGGCUUCCAUGUCGUGGGCGCUGCCUUUCCCCCUUCCUCCCCCACCCCGCGUGUGGGAUAGAGGCCCCCCCCCCCCCCCCUACACACACACACCCCCCCAGGGCGCAUGGGCGAAGCUGCCCCUCACCCCGCGGGAGCCGCCCGCUUGCCCCUUUGUUUGAGCCGCUGGCGGGGGGUGGGGGGGGGGGCCGCCCACCCUUCCCGCAGGUAAACACACCCCCCCCCCGGUACGCCCUCCGAAACAGGGUCCCGGUGGGGUGAUGCCCCGCCUUGGCUUGCUGUGGGGAAAGGGGUCUGUGCCGGAGGCGGCCUAGGGUGCCUGUUGUGGGGAGGGGGGGGGGGGGUGUCCCCCUCUCCUCUUGCUUUGCUUCACUGGAGAAUAAAGAGGCGGCCUGGAUGGGC
Messenger RNA from Tyto alba (common barn owl), 2162 nucleotides. It is a transcript of the gene CDK5R2, whose product is annotated as cyclin dependent kinase 5 regulatory subunit 2. The transcript has a single exon. The record is from RefSeq and is a predicted model, not a curated record. Gene Ontology annotation, biological process: activation of protein kinase activity; positive regulation of cyclin-dependent protein serine/threonine kinase activity; brain development. The coding region runs from base 178 to 1137 and encodes 319 amino acids. Gene Ontology annotation, molecular function: cyclin-dependent protein serine/threonine kinase activator activity; protein kinase binding. Gene Ontology annotation, cellular component: cytoplasm; protein kinase 5 complex. Lineage: Eukaryota; Metazoa; Chordata; Aves; Strigiformes; Tytonidae.